AUGCGCCCACUGGAGCGUGUCUUCUACAAAUAUGGAUACCUUAUCGCCACUCAUCCAUGGCCAUUCAUUAUCAUUCCCACUCUGCUCACCAUCAUCUCCACAUACGGUUUUUUGUACUUUCACUCACAGGAUGACAUUUGGGAUAUCUAUGCACCAACAAACGGGCUGAGUCGGGUCGAAGAGAAAGCUUUACAGAGAUUCGAAUAUGCGAGCGCGAGUCAUCAUCAUCGAAUGCAAAUUCUGAUCUCUCGAAAAGACGGCGGCUCACUGUUGUUUAUGAAAUAUUUGGAUGAAAUCGAUCACACUCAUCAUUUGAUCACCGAAAAUGUGACCGCCUCAAACGGGAAUUCCACUUUUCGAUACGAUGAAAUGUGCGGUGUUUAUUGUGCGGACAGCAAUGCCGGAGUGAUCGCUUUUUUGAAGGCCACUAUUGAAACAAACUCCUCGCAACUCAUUUUCACUUUUCCCAAAGCAUCUGCUUUCAAUAAUGAGGCUUUCCUCGGCUAUUCGAUCGGCAAUUUGACAAAAGAUUCGAUGGGAAUUGUGCGUGAAGCGAGGAUGAUCAUUUUGCAUUAUAUGGUUGACACUUCACUUCUAAAUGGAAAGGAAUUGGCAAGGAAUUUCGAGUUUCAAUUGAGGAAGAUUUUCGAGAUUUUGACUCGAGAAAGUCGGCAUCUCGAUUAUGCUUUGUUGAGUCGAACGAGAGAGUUGGAGGAGCAACGGGCGAUCUCCUUGACGGCUAUCCCAUAUCUUUUCAUCACAUCAAUCGUUCUCCUCGGCUUUAUGUUGAUCACUCUCGUCUCAUUUCCACUAUAUAAAAGUCAACAUAUUGAGGCAAUAAUCGCAAUCAUCUCUCCAACGAUGGCUCUUUGGACAACAGUGGGCUUUCUGUGGUGGUGUGGUUUCCCGUUCUCGAACAUUCUCACCGUUGUCCCAUUUCUGGUGAUCACUAUUGGAAUCGAUGACGCUUUUUUGAUACUCGCUGGGUGGCGGCAGAGCACUGUCGGCGCGUCUUUGGAGCAACGAAUGGCGGAGAGUGUGGCUAUUUCCGGGGCUUCGGUCAGUGUCACUUCAGUAACCGAUGUGCUUUGUUUUGCCAUCGGUCUCUUCUCGAAUAUGCCUGUCGUGCAACUUUUUUGCCUCUACGUGACCAUCGCUUUGGCUAUGGAUUUUGUCUAUCAGCUGACUUUCUUUACGGCUUUGAUGAGUUUCGUUGUGCGGCGGCAAAUCACAAUCGACGAGAAGCAACAAGCCAGCGGGCAAUCGAGUGAAACAAGUUCCAUGCAAAAAUGGCAAGAAAAGUUGCGAGAUGGCUCGAUUUUGUCGAUGGAGACGAAGAAAAAGAAAACUUCGAAAUCUCGAGACUGGCUGGAGAUUUUCGUCGACUGGUUGCAUAGCGGCUUUGCGAAAGUUCUCGUGAUGACCAUUUUUGGAGCACACAUUGGACUGAGCUGCUAUUUGGCGACGAAAGUGAACACGGAUUUCGACAUGGAAAAUCUCUAUUUAGCUGAUUCUCCGCUAACGGAUAUUAGUCGAAAAAUGCAGAAUUUUGUGUUAAAGGAAUCUUUCAUUGAUAACUUUGCCGUUUAUCCGAUGCCCGAUUUUGCGAAUGAGACGACCAGAAAUCGUUUCGAGAAAAUGGUUGAGAGAUUGGAAAUGAUACCGAAAUAUGGUGGUGGAUUGGAUAAUACAAAUUUAUGGCUGAGGAAGUACAAAGAGACGGUUUCUUUUUGGGGCGAAGACGAUGAGGCGUGGAAUGCGGAGACUUUGCUAAACAACUAUAGAGAGAACGAUUUCGAUGAGAAAUAUAUCACGACUAGCAAAAAUCCCCAAGGAAUUGAGGUGAUCGACGGGUUUUUCUUCACAAUUGUCUACCAAAAUAUGAGCUCAUUUCUCGAGGUGGAAACAUUGAUGGAAAUACGUCGAAAAAUCAUUUCUGAAUAUCCGGAAUUCACUGUGCAUGCACAUCAUCCAUUUGAAAAGGUGCCAACUGAGAGCGCCGCCGCCGCGCCCACAAAUUUCAUCCAAACAAGUGUGUCUGCAAUAAUUCUGAUGUCCCUGCUCGUGCUGAUCUUUGUCAUGAAAUUCGAGGCGAUUAUUUCGGUGGUCAUCUCGAUUAUCUCGAUUUGCAUUGGAAUAAUUGGCUAUCUUCAUUUGUGGGAUGUCCAUUUGGACGCGGUCUCGUUGAUCUCGAUUCUGAUGUCAAUCGGUUUCUCCGUCGACUAUUCGGCUCACGUCUGUUAUCAUUAUUUCGCGCAUGCGGCAGAGGAAGAAAAACAGAAAGAGAACACUCAUCGCUUGACAGUUAAUGGAACAAAAGAGGAUCGAGUGCAAGUAGAGAAAUUCGUGGACACAAGGCAACGAGUGGUGAGCACUCUUCGCGGUGUCGGCUGGCCUGUCAUCCAAUCGGGUCUCAGCACGGCGAUGGGAAUGUUUCCCUUACUAUUUGUGCAUGCUUAUGUGGUAGCCGUUUUCUGGAAAACGAUCCUUCUCGUAUCGAUACUGGGAAUGUUCCAUGCCCUUCUUCUCCUUCCAAUCAUUUUCAUCUUAACCGCCGACAUCAAACGAGUCUUCAGUUGUAGCAAAUCGAAAAACAAAACGAAUAAAGUUCAAACUAUUCACCCAAAUUUUAUCAAUACUGUUUCC
Molecule: messenger RNA, 2646 nt
Organism: Mesorhabditis belari
Lineage: Eukaryota; Metazoa; Nematoda; Chromadorea; Rhabditida; Rhabditidae
Source: the annotation of a GenBank genome assembly